UCGGUCUCGUCAGGGCAGGAGCGGAUCCGAGCCGUGUCAUCCUCUUAGCGCCCUCGCGCCACCCGCCGCUCCCGCCCCGCGCCCUCUCCCGCCGCGGCUGCCGCCGCCGCCGCCGCUACCCCCAUUGUCGUCUCUGCACUCCCCGCGGGCCCAGGGCAUGCUCCGCGCCCCUGCGCCGGGCCUCGGCAGCGGCAGGCGACGCUCCGCGCCGGCGGAGACAUGAGGCGCGGCUGGUGGGCCACCCUGGCCCUGGGGCUGCUGCGCCUUUGCCUGGCCCAGGCCAACUUCGCUCCGCACUUCUUCGACAAUGGGGUCGGCAGCACCAACGGAAACAUGGCUCUGUUCAGCCUCCCAGAGGACACCCCUGUAGGCUCUCAUGUAUACACCCUGAAUGGGACAGACCCUGAGGGAGACCCCAUCUCCUACCACAUCAGCUUUGACCCCAGCGCUAGAAGCGUCUUUUCUGUUGACCCAACUUUUGGAAACAUCACCCUGGUUGAAGAACUGGACAGAGAGAGGGAGGAUGAGAUUGAAGCCGUCAUCAGCAUUUCUGACGGCCUGAAUCUGGUGGCUGAAAAAGUUGUGAUCCUGGUGACUGAUGCCAAUGACGAGGCACCCAGGUUCAUUCAGGAGCCUUAUGUCGUCCUGGUUCCCGAGGACAUACCUGCUGGGAGCAGCAUCUUUAAGGUCCAUGCCGUGGACAGGGACACAGGCUCUGGAGGGAGUGUCACCUACUUCCUGCAGAACCUACACUCCCCAUUUGCUGUGGACCGCCACAGCGGUGUGCUGCGCCUCCAGCCUGAGGCCACUCUAGACUACGAGAGGUCCCGGACCCACUACAUCACCGUGGUCGCCAAGGAUGGCGGUGGGAGGUUUCAUGGGGCUGACGUGGUGUUCUCAGCCACCACCACGGUCACGGUCAACGUGGAGGAUGUUCAGGACAUGGCCCCUGUCUUCGUGGGCACACCCUACUAUGGCUACGUGUAUGAGGACACCCUUCCGGGCUCGGAGGUACUGAAGGUGGUCGCCAUGGAUGGAGACCGGGGCAAACCCAAUCGGAUAAUCUACAGCCUCAUGAACGGGAGCGAUGGAGCCUUUGAAAUUAACGAGACGUCUGGAGACAUCUCCGUCAGGCAGAGCCCGGCCCAGCUCCAGAGAGAGGUGUAUGAGCUGCAUGUACAGGUGACCGAGAUAAGCCCUGUGGGCAGCCCAGCUGCCCAGGCCAUCGUCCCAGUCACCAUCAGGAUUGUGGACCUCAACAACCACCCACCAACAUUCUACGGAGAGAGUGGACCCCAAAACAGAUUUGAGCUGUCCAUGAAUGAGCACCCGCCCCAGGGAGAGAUACUGAGGGGCCUCAAGAUCACCGUCAAUGACUCUGACCAGGGAGCCAAUGCCAAAUUCAACUUGCAGCUGGUGGGAGCCAGGGGCAUCUUCCGAGUGGUUCCACAGACAGUCCUGAAUGAAGCCCAAGUCACGAUUAUUGUGGAGAACUCAGCUGCCAUUGACUUUGAAAAGUCCAAAGUAUUAACUUUCAAGCUCCUGGCAGUUGAAGUGAACACCCCGGAGAAAUUCAGUUCUACAGCGGAUGUUGUGAUCCAGCUCCUGGACACCAAUGACAAUGUCCCCAAGUUCAACUCCCACUACUAUGUUGCCAGGAUUCCUGAGAAUGCCCCAGGGGGCUCCAGUGUGGUGGCUGUCACAGCUGUGGAUCCAGACACAGGACACUGGGGCGAAGUGAAAUAUUCCAUCUAUGGGACUGGGGCAGACCUCUUCCUGAUCCACCCAUCCACUGGGCUUAUCUACACCCAGCCCUGGGCUAGCCUGGACGCGGAGGCCACUGCCAGGUACAACUUCUUUGUGAAGGCAGAGGAUAUGGAAGGCAAGUACAGCGUAGCUGAGGUGUUUAUCACACUGUCAGAUGUCAAUGACCAUUGCCCUCAGUUUGGAAAUAGCAUUCAGAAGAAGACGAUGGUGCUGGGGACCCCAGUGAAAAUUGAGGCCAUAGAUGAGGAUGCAGAGGAACCCAACAACCUGGUGGACUAUUCCAUCACCCAUGCAGAGCCGGCCAAUGUGUUUGAUAUCGAUGCCCACACGGGGGAGAUCUGGCUCAAGAAUUCCAUCCGCUCCCUGGAUGCCCUGCACAACAUCACACCCGGGAGGGACUGCAUAUGGUCCCUAGAGGUACAGGCCAAGGACCGGGGCUCCCCAUCCUUCAGCACCACGGCCUUACUCAAAAUUGACAUCACAGAUGCUGAGACCCUCUCCCGGAGCCCCAUGGCUGCCUUCCUGAUACAGACCAAGGACAACCCCAUGAAGGCCGUGGGUGUGCUGGCCGGCACCAUGGCCACCGUCGUGGCCAUCACUGUCCUCAUCUCCACUGCCACCUUCUGGCGCAACAAGAAGUCUAACAAGGUCCUGCCAGUGCGACGGGUGGUCCGCAAGCGGUCCACCCCUGCGCCCCGCACCAUCCGCAUUGAGUGGCUCAAGUCCAAGAGCGCCAAAGCUGCUACCAAGUUAGUGCUCAAAGAGAAACCUCCCAAUGAGAACUGCAACAACAACAGCCCAGAAAGCUCCCUGCUCCCAAGAGCUCCAGCUCUCCCUCCACCUCCCAGCAUGGCGCCCAGCACGGGCGCAGCCCACUGGACCGUGCCUACUGUCUCUGGCUCUCUCACCCCCCAGCAGUCCCAACCACCACCAAACCCCAAAACUAUAGGGAGCCCUGUCCAGUCAACUCUGAUUUCUGAGCUCAAGCAAAAGUUUGAAAAGAAGAGUAUGCACAGCAAGGCUUACUUCUAGUGUGUGUGCUAUGGUCUGCCCUCCUUCCUCCCCUCGACCCCGACCACCCUGCUGCUCCAUGCUCUCCUUCCUCUUUUCCUUAAAGUCACCCCUGUUUUGUACAAUGGUGUAACUCCCAUAUACAGGGCUCCGGUCAGGGCCUUGGGCAAGACAUUGCUUGGGCUAUAGGAUGCAAUUGGCAAAUACUUCCCCAUUACUCAAAUCCUUGGCAUUACUACAAUGCCCCCCAUUCUUCAGGGCUGGGAAUUGACAAGAAGGCAGCUCUAUGUGUCUUCUAUUCACCAACCCUGGACCUCACAGUCCCCAGAUCCUACUGGGAUCCCAUCAUCCUUAGUCAAGCAGCAGGUCCCUGGCCACAUGGAACAACGCUGACAAGAAUUUGGAUCCCGAUGCCUGCAGCUGAGAGCAGGAGCAGGAAAAGGAGGCUCAGCACUGUCUCAGGCUGGAGGUCAGCAAACCUCGUGGGCUGUAGGAAAACAAAUGUAGGUAAGGGGAGGGCAGAGAUGCACUGAAAACACACUGACUUCAGGACUGUGCCCGGAUGCCUUUGGAAAGAGAGCAUUCUGUCUGGGCAAAGACUGUGGGCCCUGGUAUGCCCACAAGGGACCAGGGACACAGAGGCGGAAGACGGACGCUGCCAAGAUUGAGGGCAGAUGUCUCCAGCCAGGACUGCCCUGAGUCCAGAAAUGUCAACGCUGGAGUUAUAGAGGUAACCCUAAAGGCAUCCAGAGGAGCGUCAGGGCCCCUUUCUGAGGAACUGCCCCACCAGCCAUCCUCAAAGAGACAACUCAGGGCCGUAGAUGAAUGUCAGGGCUGAGAUGACUUCCUUUCUUAUCCAGCUCUUCUGCUCACAUCGUAUCACCUUGGGAAAGCUGUUUAACUGAUCAUCCUCUUCCUCAUCUGUAAAUGAAGAAAUGUAUUCUAGAGGGAUUGUUAGUGAGUCCUGUCUGCCUCAAUUAUAGGUCUGGGGUGAGGACUGAGGAAUAUAAUGGUGAUGAGGGCUUUAACCAAGUGCAAAGCAGCAUGAAUGCGAAGUAUUUUUCUGCAGCCCAGUUCUCUAGGUGCAGCUCUUCCAGAAGGUCUUAGGAGCCUCAGCUACUCUGCCAAGCACCCCAGGAGGCACUGCUGGGCUUAGGGGGCUACCACUGGAUGAUGGCAUUGCCAUGACUCAUAUACCUCUCCUGCCGUUCUUCCCUUACCCAUCGCCACUGCGGUCCUGGCCAGCUACCAUCAGAGAGAACCAGAGUUCCAAGUCUCCAAUUUGCCAUGAUGAAGGAAAUGAGUUCCCAAGAGAGGAAUGAUUUGCCUGAGGCCAGACAGCAGGUUGGUAGGAAGGAUCUGGUCUAGCCAGGGCAGACGUCAGCUUGUGACAAGCUUCCCUAGGAGAGAAGUUAUACAAGGCCUCUGGGGUUAAUACAAACAGGUUGUGCCUUGCUUUAAGGAACCUGUUAUCAGGAAAUCUCGAUGUGUGCACAGAGAGGGAAAAGUAGAACGGUUCUUGGCAUUUGACUCCACUCACUAACAGCCCCUCUAGAAUACAUUGGUGAUUUUAUUUAAAGAGACUGUAUGCACAUGUGGCUCUCCUGAUUUCUGAGUCUGUGUUUGGAGGUGUUGCUGAGAUAUGCCAGUGUGCAGAAUUCUUGCUGGGACUUCUGCAGUCCCUGACUUGAACAGUAUUAAGCAAGAGAUGGACUCUAGCUAUCCAGGAGCCCAGACUGAGCAAACAGCUACUUUCCAGCCUGUGUUUCAGGAGAGGGCUGUACUGGAUAGUGCUUGACCUCCACAGGAAAUACAGCAUCCCUACGACUUGCAUGCAAUCAACCUCUUUUGUAAAAUGGUAAAUAAAAUCUGUUACCCAAAGACCAUGCUGAUCCCCUGCUCCCUGCUUUCAUUUGUGUUUGCUGACCUGUGGAGACCAGUCUUCCUGACACACAGCCAAGUUCAACUUGCCUCCUGGCUUCUUCAGCGGGUAGAUCCAUUCUUUGACCCCCAGAUCUGACUCUAAAGGAGGCUGAAAAAUUUUGUCCAAAUUGCCAUGCAUAUACCUCGAACAGCAGGACAUUUGCAGGCCUUGUCUACUGGGCUUUUCUCCCAAAUGGACAAGCUCAGGCAGGGCUUCUUGGAGAGGAAUGGAACCUGGAGCUAGAAUCAAUUACACACUCACCCACCUACCAGUGCAGUCCAGCAAUGGCAGGAAUUGGGAGGCCUAGGGUGGGCACGAAAGCUUGGGAAGCACUGUUGUCUCUCAGAUAGGGGUCAUAAAGAUCUCUGAGCUGGAAGCUCAGACUAGCAAGUGGACCCUGGGCCAAGGGCGAGCUCUUGGACAAGCUCAGGAACUUGAACCUGAGAGCCAAUAUUGCAAACUGUCCAUGGAUGGGGAAGUGCCCAGUAGCCAGCAUGAGCCACACGGGGAAAGAGGAGGAGGGUGCAGCCAGACCUAAGAGACCGGCAAGUGUGGUCAGCGCUGGAGGAGACCCCGCCAUUGGGGUGGAGCCAGCCAAGUCCCUGUGUUAAGAAUGGUGGGCCAAGGAGCUGCCUACUCAGUCCGAGUAAGACAGGUGGAGCUUCAAGCUGGCACCAGGAUAGGCCUCCAGGGAAAGAGCUGGGAGGCAGAAAUGGCAUGCUGGGCCGGCUUGCCCAUUCCUGGCCCUAAGAAUGCAGCUAUAGCCCCAUGGACAAUAAGUAGAUGUGACUCCA
Sapajus apella (tufted capuchin) is the source of this 5496-nucleotide messenger RNA. It is a transcript of the gene CDHR1, whose product is annotated as cadherin related family member 1. The record is from RefSeq and is a predicted model, not a curated record. The transcript has 17 exons. NCBI's taxonomy places the organism in Eukaryota, Metazoa, Chordata, Mammalia, Primates, Cebidae. Gene Ontology annotation, cellular component: plasma membrane; adherens junction; catenin complex. Bases 220 to 2799 code for a protein of 859 amino acids. Gene Ontology annotation, molecular function: calcium ion binding; cadherin binding. Gene Ontology annotation, biological process: homophilic cell-cell adhesion; cell-cell junction assembly; multicellular organism development.